Molecule: messenger RNA, 6519 nt
Organism: Amoebophrya sp. A25
Lineage: Eukaryota; Dinophyceae; Syndiniales; Amoebophryaceae
Source: the annotation of a GenBank genome assembly
AUUUCAUCUCACCAUCCAUCUCAGGUCCCCAUGUCCAAGUCUCCGUUACCCUUUACCCCAUAUUGCCUGAUUUUGAGUUGUACUCAUUAUCAUUUUCUAUGCUUAGGUACAGAUGCAAUUCGUUAAUUAGAGCCUCAUUGUUGCGGAAAAUCUAAGCUAAGUAAUCUACUGGUAGAGGCGGCCCUUGCUUGGUACUAGUAGAGGUUGUCCUUGUCAAGAUUGCAUACUGCGGAGCCUAGAGUAAGGCAGUAGGCUUCGGAAAGUAAAUUUGUUUUUUUUUUCAUUUUCGAAUAAAUCCUCAUUCUGUUUCGGAGCGGUCACUUCGACAACUUAGCUUACCGAUUCUCUCAUAUUUCAUUGACAAAUCGGAUAAUAACAUAUUAGACGUGCUGGAGUGAGCGCUACGAGAAGAGGGAGAUCUCUUCUCGCUCGUUUGUUGUACUAGGGUACUUUUUCUAGGUACUUAGACUGGUUUGAAGCACUAGUACUGAUGGCGUCUGGCUGAAACUGAGAAGGUGGCUCUGCCAGUGGCGCUUUGAGGUUGGUGAGAAGUAUCAACCUCUUGAAGGCGAUAAAUGUCAGCACCAGGAGCAGGCGGCUUUCAGCAGGUAAUACCUGGCGCUGCAAGUCCGGCUCCGCAGCAACAAAAUUUUGGAGCUCAGCAACAGGGUUUGGGUACCCAACAACUUCCUCAUCAACAACAAGUAGUACCGCAGGCGCAGCAAGUGGUGCAGCAACAAGUACCAACCACUACUGUGGUGCAGCAACCGCAGCUGACUGGACCGACCAGCACUCUACAACAGCCUAGGUCUAACCGGUACGACAAUAUCAACUCGAGACAGCGCACGCGGUUUGCAGAGGAACAGGGUAACAACGCUAGUGCGGUACCGCAACCCGGUGUCGGAGCGAAUAACAACAUGAUGUACGGAGGUGGCGCCGGUGUGGUGCCCCAGCAGAACACGGGUGUUGUCCCGGUCGCGGGAGGGGGACUACAGCCGGGGGCAACUGCGACGCGGCGCAGUCGGCGCUCGCAGCAGUUACAAUCCGGGGACACGGGUGGCGUGACGAUGGGAUCUAUUGCUGGUGGGCAACAAGCAGGAAUGAUGUCCGACCCGAAUAAUAGUGGUUCAGAACGGCCUUCCCCACAACAGCAGUUCGAACAGCAGCAGCUGGCAAUGCAACAACUCGGCCAGCAGCAGCAGCUGGCCAUGCAACAGGCAGCGUCGCAGCAGCAAGCGGCUGCUGCUGCAGCAGCGUCGCAGCCUGGAGGAGCAGUUGCGCAGGCUUCAACUGCACAACAGCAGCAACAAUUUGCGCAGAUGCAGUCAGCAAUGCAGAUGCAGUCGGCCAUGCCCCAGAUGGCUCCGAUCCCAGAGAACGUUCAGUUACCAGGCCAGCUUCCUCCAACAAGCUCAGAAAAAAUGAUGCCCAUGAUGCAAAUGCCCAUCCCACCAGGGCAGCAGGUCGUUCUCGCUCCCGGCGGCCAGCCCAUGUUCAUGCUCCACCAAGUUCAAGAACCCCCAAAACCACUGUACUUUCAACAUUUUUUGGUGAUUCCUACCAGUUGCUACUAGUGCAACUAGUUGUAGUAGUGCUAGUACUUGAUAUCAUGCUCGAAAUCUAUGGUAGGUUUUUUCUGGGGGGAGAUAAUCAUCCAUGUCGCAAAAGAACUAAAAUGUCAUUUUCAUCAGAGUUUCGUUUUUCUCCACCUCCCUACUCUCAUAUUAUCAGAUAUAAGCGCGGUGAGAAUUUAGCGAGAUUGCAGGGUUUCAUGCCAAAAAUUUUGAUGGAUGAGAUCCGCGUACACACGAAUCGUUCCGUCGUCACAGUAUCGCGGGCAGCUGCUGCCGAGUCAGAGUCUUUCUCAGUGAAGGAGAUGAUCACGGAUAAAUAUUUAACGGUAAGGUUUGUUAUGCUAACUACUUGAUGGGUGUCACUUCUUAGGAAGCGUGUACUUCGUUCCAGGCGUUUAUCAUGAUUUCGAUAGUUGACGCAAAAAUGCAAGUAGUGAUGCUUUACCAGUGAGCAGCUUCAAUGAUAUUAGAUGAAAUUUUUAGCUUCUUGACGGCCAAUACUUAAAGCUAGAUCAUUGCCAUUUUUUAGUGAUGCCAUGCUGUUCUCGUUCUACUCCACUUUUCUUAGUAUACCUGGUGCUAUCCUUAAAAAGAACAAUUCCGCCACCAGAUUAUGUCCACAUUGGGUUAUAUCGGAACGCUGUCAUGGGCAAAUAGAGGCUUCUGUAUUCCAGCUUUGUUCUUCUACUUCCUCAUCGCGGCUCGAUGUGCGGUAGCAGUUCACAUGGGUGAAGAGGAACCAGGCUACCGAGACGUGCUCAAUACGUGUAAGGAGUGGGGCGAGCGAGGAAGUGACUACGUCCCAAGUAUGCUCACAUCUAUUCUUCCUAUCUUCCUGGUGGUGUUUUACGUCAACGCGGCGAUCAAACGGUAUUAGCAUCUCCAUAAAUUUCGUCAAUUAUUAUUCUUGGCGCAAACUUUUAACUUUUGCCGUGAAGCUAGCCCUUAUUUAAGGAUUGGUCCAUAUUUAUAAGUUUGGUCCGAGGUUUAUGUCCUUGUUGCAAAUGCCUUUGUGCCUUUUUAUGAAACGUGAAUAUGAUAAGGCACUUUUAACUCUCUUUCCAAAGUCCUUCUCCUCUUUCCCUCCCGGUACUUUUUUGCUAUCGGUCUCAAGUCAGUGCUUAGCUUUAGGCGAAAACUUCCACCCAUUUGGCGCGCCGAGUACAAAGCACGCGACUCAGCGACACCCUUCCGGACGCGCUGGCCUCCCACAUAUAAUUGCUUUCAUUGUUCCCUUCGAUGUGGCGCCAAGAUUUUAAUCUUCGUUUUAUUCUGCUACUGGUGUGAAUAAAGUCGUGUACUUAUGUGUUUCAUUCGCUUUCUUUCAUAUAUAUCUCAUAUUAUGAGAUUACUUUUUUUCCACCGUAGCAAUCGUGAUCAGAUAGUUAUUUACAUCUUUUUUUUCCGCUACGAAUCAUAUUCAUGACAUACUACCAUCAGAUACUACAAGAUGUACGACGCGUGCCGCGAAAUGAGCGACAUCACAGAUCAGGCCGUAGGUAUUGCGCUCAUUGAUUUCCGAAAACAUCCGGAGUGCAUUAAGGAGCAAGUGCGAUGCUUGCAUCUAGCCCGUAUGCUCGUGCUUCUUCACACUGCACGAGAAACCUAUCCCGUAAAGAGCUUCUUCCUGCCCCUCUGCGAAUGCUUCGGCGACAAGAGCCACGGCCUCCUCACGGCAGUCGAGCAUCGGGUAAGCCCCUUGUUACAACGAGCUUGUCACAUAUUCAUCCUUACUUUUUGAGUUUUUAAAUACAUAGCGUCGAAAUUUAGAAAAUAGUUGUCAAUAGAAGUUUUCGCCCACACCCACAGGCAGAUGAAUGAGUUGCACUACUUCUUUGAACAAAUACUUACCAAUACUUGAAUGAGCAGAGGAGCUAGAAGAUCAGCUAACUUGACUUCUUGACGUGAAGUGACCAGCUAAGCGAAAAAGAUUGUACAACCACCUGACUAUGACGACCAUUAUUUAACAUAACAGUUUAUUUCUGGAGAAGGCUACUCGGAGCACUUGGCGCAGUAUUUCGUAGUGAAAGCACUCAAUGUCGUCCACGCGGGCACGCAUAAGAGCCUCAUUUCCCCACCUGGCUGCGCUGCGAGGACGAUGCACCUCAUGAAAAUGAUGUAUUCAUCUUCACUUCUACAUCAUCAUGAUUCUGCGUCCUUACGUUACUACUUGUCAGAAGUAGUUCUGCUUCUUCUUUUUUCAUUUUGAUUUGCUUGAUCUUGACAUACUUAGGAUAGUAGUCGGCGAUCUUUCCAUUUCUUUGUAAGAGUAUAGGCUUCAUCUUGGUUCUUUUUUCUUGGACGCGUAAUCGAAUUCAAUUGUGAUAAGAUUCGCGCCGCGCAUAGGAUGCUUCGUCCCCUAGGGAAGACGUUUCCUUCAUAAUAAUUAUCAAAAUUAGUAUCGGGCCCUUUACCUUUUUCCGAAGUGAAGCCUGGCAUUAAGUAGUCCCGUCGACAGUUUCGGAAUACUGAUCUGGGCAACUCACCAUGGCCGUGGUUCUUUUUCUAGUUUCGGACUUUCAUAACAUCAUCAGGGACUCGUCACAACGAAUCAAGAGCUUGGUAUCGAUGCAGUAUCCGCCAACCUACACCUAUUUGGUGUCGUCGACAGUCGGUACCAUUUUUUUUGCUGGUUGUAUACAUCGUUAUUAGAAUAAGCAAGUAACUACAAGGUCUACUCAUUUUUAGAGAAGGAACGAUUAUGGCUGUAUGCUUCUGUAUUCUUCAAUCACCCGAUCCUAUCUUUCUUUCUUCACGAGCAAGAAUGUUUAUCACGGAACGAUGACUACUAGUGACCAUUCAACAACUGCCACCAUAAUACUCCACCUCUCUCCGAUUUAUUAGGUAUUUCGUGUUUGCUGGAAAUCGCGUUCGCCGGAACGCGAGUAGGGCUUCAGUGGAACACAAUGAUGUUUUGGGAGUCGUUCCUCAUUACGUUUUCCCUUCUAGUCGCCCAGCAGGUGUGUCUCUUCGGUAUCCUGGGUGUAGCCGGUGAGAUGAUCGACCCCUUCGGACGAGAUAUUCGCGAUUUCCCAAUCUUGCAGGUACUCAAAGCAAAAAUAGCUUCUAGCUUUUGAAUAAGAAUAACAGCAGCGUGAUAAGAUGAAAUCUAAGUUAUAAUCUACGAUGUGCAUGUUGAAUAACAGCAACGACGUCCGUGAUAAAAUGAAAGUAGUGUCUUCCCCUGACAAUUUUUGAAAACAGCAAGAGUAGUAUCACUCGCAUCAAUCUCAAUGUACAUCCAGCAAUUUUUGAUCCGCAACAAAAUCUCAUCAGAUGUGCGUGGCGCCGUUGCAGCAUACGGUACAGUUGCUUUUUGAAUACAAGGACCUACGAGACGACGAGGAAAGCAAUGCGUAUCAAGAAGAGCUCGGAAUCGUACUGAUACUAAAGUUUUUAUUUAAAGUAGUUGUAAUGAUUAUUUGUAAUUCAUAUUCAUCCGUUGUACUUAAUACAUACAACUUGGUUUAUAACAGUCUCAGAGAGACAGAGUUUAGUGGCAUCAACGUCAAUUGACUUUACUGUGGAUGAUUUUUAGUGGCCUGGGUUAGCGGGAACACGGGCGUGCUUGCACAGUCUAGAGCUGGCCCGGGGUUUGUUUAGUUCCUCCGUUAUCCAGCGCUGCCGCUCGUUAGACUCUCACUCGCAACCACUAUCUACAGCACGAAAGCUGGCUGCCAAAGCCAGACGAGGACCUGCUUAACCGACACACGCGGCAGACGCAACGAUUCAAGGAGUCGACGAUGUUGAGUAGUGAAGAACUGGCCAAGGUGGAUCCUACGCACCUCGGUGAGGCAUAUUCGCGCGAGGCUGUCCGUAUACUAGAGAAUCUCAAGCAGAAGAUAAACAGCACUGACGACGAAUGAUUUCGCAUGUACUUAGAACAGCAGAUGAACUUCGUGUUUCUGCUACAAGUUCUCUUGGUUAACGAUGCUUCAAUCAUUCUUCCAAAAGAAGAUGAAAUGUUAUGUAACGAGAAAUUAAAAUAUUCCACCUUAUCAAAAAUGUCCUUGUACAGAACAUCCAUCUUAAUUAGUCAUUGUUUAUGAUGUCAUGUGGCAUCUUACUUAGCAUCAGUAUGCAGCGCUCCUUUUUGCAGAAAAUCAAUAAAAUAGUACAUAAGUAGGCUUGGACACCGAACUUUUUACCAAUAAAAGUUCUCGUUGACCCAUGUUUCCUAGAAGAACUAGGCAGUCUAGAAGGUAAGGUUCUUGACCCCAGGUUAUAUCAUGAUUAUGUCACUUGCUGAACAAAAAAUUAAAAACACGUCAAUGCCAUUCAGUGAAUGCUAAUAGUACAGUACCACGUCGCUAGAGACGAAAGACGUUAAUGCAGAGAAGCAGGUGCACACACAUACGCAGUUACACGACGCGUUGAGGUGCGUCAGUACGAAGUUAGUACGCCUACAAAGGCAGUGCUCAUUAGACACCAUGUUGACUUACUUACUUGGUAAGCAUAAGCUCGACGAUGCUCUUGAGAUACCAAACCAAGUAGUGCGAAGUAUGCACCUGCACAGAGAGUUCCUGCAAUCAAAGUAUAUGUAAGGCAAAUUUCAUUCCAAACUAAUUCUUAGACAGAGUUGUGAGAAACGAUCAGAUAAUAUCUUCACGCAGAAGAUCCGCUUGUGGUCUCAAUCAUGGGUUAGACGUAGAUCUAGACGAAGAAGUGAGUUCGCUAGAGUCAACUUGCAGAUAAUUCCAACAAUAUUUAUUUCAUUAUAUUUAUUUGUAAUUUAAUUUUGGUUGUAAGUACUUGCAAUUUGAAAAUUAAAAUCAGUGUUGAUUACAACAAAGUAGAGAAAUCGUGUGUUGCGGAAUAUCCUCCACGUUCCUUGUUUACUUUAUCAGAGUCAUUGUCAUUGAUGUAAAUCCGGUCCUCGUCGGUAAUUUAACGGAAUUGUCAACAUGUUGCUUAUUGCUAAGAAUCGAGCUGUGAGCAAGAGCAU